AUGACGAGCCCUCCCGGAGGAAGCUUCAGCAUCGCCUGGUGGAACGGCAGUAGCGAUCCCGUCAAACCGGUGAAAUCCACCCAGGUGGGUAUGGCCGGCGGCAGCGGGCUCAUCGCUCCGGGAGUCGUCGGGGUUGGCGGUGGUGACAUCGCGCGGGGCUUUUUCAGCACCGCUUCCAGCGAGCCGCGGUAUCACUGCCUCCGGUCUGGGUUUUCUAGCCCGGCAUGGAGCAACGCCGGGAGUUGGGUCGGCAGCGCGGACGGAGUGAUGCCAGUGGACAUGUCUGAUGCGUCGGGGGAGGAGAAGGAGAAGGAGCAGGAGGAGGAGGAGGAGGAGGAGGAAGCCGGCGCAACGGCGGUACGGGCGGCGCAACCUGUCUCUAGCGAUGGUGAUGGGGGGCCAGGGCGGCCGUGAGGAUGGCGGGCGAGGGGGGAGAGAAGUUCAUGGGGACGGGAGUGAAGAGGUAGGGCUCGAGUUCGGGUUGGAGGUUUCGGUUGGUGGUGGCGAUUCUUGGUGGGCUCCGAGUGACGAUGAAGCGGAGGUGUAAGCCUUUAUUUUCGUGAAUAGGAUUCAUUGGUGUAUACCAUUGGCUUUUGGAAAUGGACCGUGGUUCGCAUGGGCGGCAGGGUUGAACCGUUUCGUGAUGAAGAAGGUGGUAAUGGACGGCGUAACAAUUCCGUGAGGUCUGUGACGGGAACCAUUGUACCAUGUACCAAUGGCUGCGCAUCUACCACACCAUACGAUGAUUUGACUGACAACAAUUACGUGGCGGCCACAGCGGUAGUGUGCUUGGCUUCCGGUAAGAUUCAGGGAAGCGGCAUGCGCUGAAGUAUCGGUGCCAGCUACAGCAGAGGGGGCACCGUGAGGUCGACCCCGGUGGAUGCAAUGUUAUGCGAGGGUGGUGUUUGCAGUUUUUUUCUACAGGCCGGUGUUGCUGGAGGUCUUCGCGCAUGGGGCGAUGGCGCUGCGCUUGUCGUUGGGUUUCCAAGUUUGGUACGGUAGGCCUUGACGACUCUCAUUGAAGAUCGACAGCAGUGGGCCACAGCCGGCAUGCAAGCUUCGAG
Messenger RNA from Ectocarpus sp. CCAP 1310/34, 1064 nucleotides. Lineage: Eukaryota; Phaeophyceae; Ectocarpales; Ectocarpaceae. The record is from the annotation of a GenBank genome assembly.